Mollisia scopiformis is the source of this 669-nucleotide messenger RNA. RefSeq lists its product as uncharacterized. The transcript has a single exon. NCBI's taxonomy places the organism in Eukaryota, Fungi, Ascomycota, Leotiomycetes, Helotiales, Mollisiaceae. The record is from RefSeq and is a predicted model, not a curated record. The coding region runs from base 183 to 605 and encodes 140 amino acids.
AUUGUCUCGGUUUCACGAUCAUCCCUCGAUUCCUUUUACUUCACUUUUUGUGUCCAAUACGAAGUAGCCCUUCAAGUUGACGGAACGUACUCAACUAAGACGGAAGAUGCAGUUGACUCAAGGAAGUUCUCGAAGAGUAGAUUGUUCUUGGUCUUAAUCUACAAUUGUAUCCCCAAAGCUCCAUGUCUCAAGCUCCGGUAUAUUUUGCAAUUUCCAGUGUCUCCAAAUGUCUCCGAACUUUAACUUUGAUUUUACCAUUGUCUACAGCUUAUCAUCAAGUACGAUCUAGAAGCUCUCAGCCCUUGGAACUUGAAAUGCUCGCCUUUUUCUUGCCUACGGCUCUGCUGCUCAACUUGUUCUGGAACAAUUACCAAAGUCAUGUGACUUUUCAUCGACCAUUUCAUGUUCUUCAGUUCUUGUAUACCAUAAGCUGUCAGUGGUACAGAAGCUUACGACAUUAUGCUACAUUCGGGCGUCUUGUAUCUGUAGGCUCGUUGAUGGAAGCGAUUUCAGGGGUACUUCGCUUGGUUUCGCUUAGAAAGGGGUGCUAUCACGCAAGGCAAUGUUUGGUUGGAAACAACCAACGAACGCAAUCUACGAGCUAGAAGCCUUAAUCGCCAUGUCAAUCCUUUUUGAAGUAACGAUAUGCUAAACCAAAAUCAAUAACGC